UAAACCCCUUCAUUGUUCAUCUUCAAAAACCCUAACAUUUCUGAAAAAAUCUCUGCUUCUUCAAAUUCCAUCAAAAGCAGCUUGAUAAAGCUUAAAAGCCCAUGAUGAAAUGGUGAAACUUUUUGAUUUCAAUGGCGGUUUUAAGUGUGGGUUUCUUCGCUUGCAGAUCCCAUUUUCCUGUUCUUCCCCUGUUUUACUGUUUCUCGAAGGUUCAGCUCAACACUGUUGCUGCUGCAAUGGAGACUGUGGAUGACAAAGACAGUGAUCAUCAUCAUGACAAGGGUUCUAAUAAGACGACACCAGAGUGGAAGAAAUUGAAUUCAAAAGACCUUGGGAUAACCACUUCUAUGAUUUCAAAGCCUACACGAAUAGUGCUAAAUGGCCUUAAGAGUAAAGGAUAUGAUGUUUACCUUGUGGGAGGCUGUGUACGCGAUCUUAUUUUGAAGCGGACGCCAAAAGACUUCGAUAUACUCACUUCUGCGGAACUUAGAGAGGUUGUUCGGAGUUUCUCAAGAUGUGAAAUAAUUGGAAAAAAAUUUCCUAUAUGUCAUGUGCACAUUGGGAAUGAUAUGAUAGAGGUUUCGAGUUUUAGCACCUCUGCUCAAAAUUCUCUAAGAAACACAAGAACGGGUUCUGGAAAAUCUAAUGGUUCCUAUGACGAGGACAGUAUCCGUUUCAAUAACUGCUUGCAGCGUGAUUUCACAAUUAAUGGGUUGAUGUUUGAUCCAUAUGCCAAAGUUAUAUAUGACUAUCUUGGGGGAAUAGAAGACAUUAAAAAAGCUAAGGUACGGACAGUGUUUCAUGCUGGCACAUCAUUUCAAGAGGACAGUGCCAGGAUUCUUCGUGGAACAAGAAUUGCUGCGCGUUUAGGUUUUACAAUUUCCAAGGAAACAGCUCAUUUCUUAAAGAACCUUUCCUUCCUAGUACAAAGACUCCACAGGGGAAGAAUCUUGUUGGAAAUGAAUUACAUGUUAGCGUAUGGAUCAGCAGAAGCUUCUUUACGAUUGUUGUGGAAAUUUGGGAUACUAGAAAUUCUUUUACCAAUUCAGGCAGCAUAUCUCGUUCGCACUGGUUUCAAGAGACGCGACAAAAGGAGUAACUUGCUUCUGUCUCUCUUCGGAAAUUUGGAUAAAUUGUUGGCUCCUGAUAAACCUUGCCACAGCAGCUUAUGGCUAACAAUCUUGGCUCUUCACAAAGCACUUGCUGAUCAACCUCGAUAUCCUUCAGUGGUAGCCGCGUUUAGCCUUGCUGUCCACAAUGGUGGAGAUGUUUUAGAAGCUGUAAAAAAUACCAGGAAAGUCACAAAGCCACAUAAUAGAAGCUUCUUUGAGCUACUGGAGCCAGAGGAAAUGGACUCCCAAACCUUGUUGGAUGAAGUCAUGGAUUUUGAUUCAUCUAUCAAAGAAGCCUUGGGACAGAUGACUGAUGGGAGGUUUAUUUCCAAGGCUAUGGCAGCGUACCCUCAGGCCCCAUAUUCCGAUAUGGUUUUCAUACCGUUGCAAUUGUACCUAGAUGCAAGACGAAUAUUCGAGUGUGUGAAAGAAAAUGGGCAGAAGGGAUUUGUGCCUAAGCAAGACAGUAAAAUUGAUUAUACCUCAUUAUCUUCAGGCAACCUUCCAGAAGUUAGACACGUAUUUGCUAGGGUUGUUUUCGACACAGUGUUUCCGUUAAACCCACCUCAAGAGUUGUAGUCCCUCUUGGAUUGGUUGGGCUUAAACUGAGAUACGGUAGAAAGCAGAAAUGAUAUUUGCCAUACCUUUCUUAUGUAAAAACAUAAUAGCUAGGCGUCGUGAACACCAUUUUUGUACUCUUACAAGAUAGAAAUAAAAUAAGAAAAGUUGGGAGUUU
Messenger RNA from Arabidopsis thaliana (thale cress), 1848 nucleotides. Its product is annotated as tRNA nucleotidyltransferase/polyA polymerase family protein. NCBI's taxonomy places the organism in Eukaryota, Viridiplantae, Streptophyta, Magnoliopsida, Brassicales, Brassicaceae. Gene Ontology annotation, molecular function: RNA binding; nucleotidyltransferase activity. Gene Ontology annotation, biological process: RNA processing; tRNA 3'-terminal CCA addition. The transcript has 14 exons. The coding region runs from base 132 to 1691 and encodes 519 amino acids. The record is from RefSeq and is marked reviewed.